AUGAAUCCAGUUUCUUUUCUAGGACUGGAGAUAAAAAGAAUGAAAAAGGGAAUAAAAAUUAGUCAGAGACAGUACUCAACAAAAAUUUUGGAGACGUAUGGCAUGACGGAUGCGAAACCCGCUGAUACUCCUAUGCUACCUAAUACCACAACGGAGGAAAAAGGAGCAAGAAGGGAUUUUCCAUACAGAGAAGCUGUUGGAAGUCUACUAUACCUCACGGCCAAAACCAGGCCUGACUUAAAUUACGCGGUAACGUAUAGUAGCAGGAAAGUUCAAAAUCCUACCAACACUGAUGUUAUUAAUGUUAAGCGAGCUUUAAGAUAUCUUCAGGGUACGAAGGAUCUGGGAAUAGUCUACACCAAAUCCUCAGACUCAACCAUUCUAAAAGCGUACUGUGAUGCGGAUUACGCUGGGAACACUGAAAGUCGGAAAAGCACAACGGGCUACAUCGUGGAAUUCUGCGGCGGACCAAUUAGUUGA
This is a messenger RNA of Osmia lignaria (orchard mason bee), 480 nucleotides long. The record is from RefSeq and is a predicted model, not a curated record. Lineage: Eukaryota; Metazoa; Arthropoda; Insecta; Hymenoptera; Megachilidae.